AUGUACAAGGCGGGUGCCAUCUUGCUGUGGUGGUGCCCUUGUGGAGCCCAGCACCAGCUGAAGAUUGCAGCGAUCACCACCAGAGUGGCAACACUCAAGAAUCUGCUCCUAGGACGCCGCAAGCAUGCUGGAGCAGGUGUCAUUCUACGCCUCCCCUGUCUUCUUGCCUUUGUCUGCAUUGUUGCAGCCCGUCAUGGUCACAGGAAAAUAAGGAAUGAUGACAACCAGGUAGAUGACAAUUAUCCAAAAGACUGCUUUGAGGUACCUCGAUAUAAGUCAGAUGGGGUGUACGUAAUCCGUCCGGAAGGCUUGCACCCAUUGGUUGUCUACUGUGACAUGACUACAUACAGCGGAGGCUGGAUCGUCAUUCAGAGGAACUCCUUUAACUCAGAGAUGACCUGGGACGAAUCCUGGACAACCUACAAAUACGGGUUUGGGAAUGUGGAAAAGGACUAUUGGUUAGGGGCAGAGUACCUUCACCACAUCACCAAGCAGAAAGUGUAUCAGGUACGUUUCGUCAUCUUAGAUCAAAACAACCAAGAGAAGUAUGCCGAUUACAACCUAUUCAGUGUGGACGACGAAGCUCAUGGCUACAUGCUGCGCCUGGGCAGCUAUACUGGCACUGCUGGAGAUGCCAUGUCCUCCAUUACAGCUGGAACCACACAUGACAAUAUGAAGUUCACAGCAAAGGACAAGGACCAGGACAUUUACAGUGCCAACUGUGCAGCCAGUUAUGGGGGAGCCUGGUGGUAUGCAGCCUGCUUUGCCUCUAAGCUCAAUAACAAAAAUGGCAUUCAUUGGUCAGGAUUGUGUACUGGGAAUUGCAAGGGUUCUACCAUUUUAAUACGCCCAGCAGAUUACUGUGUAUAUUAA
Molecule: messenger RNA, 873 nt
Organism: Pelobates fuscus (common spadefoot toad)
Lineage: Eukaryota; Metazoa; Chordata; Amphibia; Anura; Pelobatidae
Product: fibrinogen-like protein 1-like protein
Exons: 3
Coding region: 1-873 (290 amino acids)
Source: RefSeq, a predicted model, not a curated record